AUGACUCUCCUCACGCUAGACCUCUCUCAGAUCGACCAAGUGCUAACAGCGCUAGAUGCAGAAGUGUCGGUUGUCACGCGAAGUACCGACCCGGAAAACUUUGUGAAUGCGCUCAGAUUGAACAAGAUCGAGGCCAAUUUGGACCAGCUCCGAAAGGAGCUCAUCUCCUUAAACUAUCACCAGCACAAAAACACCGAUACAUACAAACAAUUUGUCCGGUUGACGGAGCUAGUGGCGUCUGCCAAAUUCCGGUACCAGGCAUCCAUAGAAGUAUAUGAGGGCGUCCAGACAGAAAGACAGCCCGAACCGGUAGUCGAGCUGAGCCCUAGUGACAGCGGUGAGAGCUUGGCAGAAUUGAGGCGACGCUUGUUGAAGGACGGAACACAGGCAAAGCUCCUCGACAGCUCGUCGCCAGUGGCACAAAACAACUACCACGAAAGUUUGCAGAAUGAUUUAGUGGAGGACAUCUCGUCUCUUGUGUCGGUGUUGCGCUCCUCGGCAUUGCGGUUCCAGGAGGAGUUGCUUGAAGACUCGGAGAUUUUGCAAAAGACCAUGUCGUCGAUUGAUGAGAACUCCAACUUGAUGAGGAAUGUGAAUGGGUUUUUGCGGCAAUACAAUUUGAACACGGGCGAUAAAGUGUCGUUCUGGUUUUUGCUCAAAGCGUUGGGGUACGUGUUGGGGCUGUUUUUACUCAUGUUCAUGACUAUCCAGUUGUUCAAAAGCUAG
This is a messenger RNA of Babjeviella inositovora NRRL Y-12698, 726 nucleotides long. RefSeq names its product SNAP receptor. The record is from RefSeq and is a predicted model, not a curated record. The transcript has a single exon. Lineage: Eukaryota; Fungi; Ascomycota; Pichiomycetes; Serinales. The coding region runs from base 1 to 726 and encodes 241 amino acids.